AUGGUCUUGAUCCCAGGCCCCGUCAAGUCGAUCGCAAGCAUCGUGGUUGAAGUGGUCUUCUUCUGGCAGCGUCGCCUGUACAGCUGGUGGACACGCAAGUCCCAGCGCGAGCUGCUUUUCGAAAGCCUCGACGAGGCGCGGUGCUUCGAGGAGUGGGAGGCCUCGGCGUACCAGCUGGACGAACUGCUGGGCUACGACCUGUGGCGCCAAAAUGCCAGCUCCGAGCACUAUGACUACCGCCUGAUAUACGAGCGCCUGCAGGCCGUCAUCGAGGCGAGAGAAGAGGACGACAUACUCAGUCUCGUGUCGCUGCUGCGCUCCGGCCUGGUCAGGAACAUUGGCAACAUCACGGCGCCCCGCCUGUUCAACCACGCCUUUGCGGGCACAAAGCUUCUCAUUGAGGACUACGUCACCCAGGUCGCGCUCGCCAUCGACUACAUCACGCACUAUCCGACCUCCCCGGACUUCCAGGGCGGACUUACGGACCAGGCGAAGCUGGACGUGCUGCACGACACCAGGCAGGCGUUCGGGCGGAGCGUGCUGGUGCUCCAGGGCGGAAGCAUCUUCGGACUCUGCCAUCUCGGCGUCGUCAAGGCGUUGCAUCUCCGCGGCCUGCUGCCACGCAUAAUUGCGGGAACGGCCACGGGCGCCCUGAUCGCCGCGCUUGUCGGCGUGCACACCGAAGAUGAGCUGCUGGAGUUUUUGACGGGCGACGGCAUCGAUCUCAGCGCGUUUGCGAGACGCGGAAACGGCGACGCCGAGGGCGACAAAGGCUCGUACAACUGGGAGACCGAAGGUUGGUUCUCGACAUCGACGCGCAGAGUCAAGCGAUUCAUAAAAGAAGGGUAUUUAUUGGACGUAGGGGUCUUGGAGCGCUGCGUGCGCUCGAACGUGGGCGACAUGACGUUCCAAGAGGCGUACGCAAAGACGAAGCGCAUUCUGAACAUCACCGUCUCGACGACGGGUGGUGGCGUGCCGAACCUGCUCAACUACCUGACCGCACCCAACGUGUUGAUCUGGUCGGCCGCCUUGGCGUCGAACGCUUCCUCCUCCCUGUACUCGCCCGUCAAGCUGUACUGCAAGGACGAGGUCGGCGCAAUCGUGCCCUGGGCCCCCGCGCAAGAAACGACGUUUCGGUCCUGGACGCACACGCGAUACACCGAGCGCGAGUCUCCCCUCACCAGGAUCGCCGAGCUGUUCAACGUGAACCACUUCAUCGUCUCGCAGGCACGGCCUUACAUCGCGCCUUUCCUGCGCCCCGACCUGCACCACCCGAACCCAAAGCAGGACUGGGCCUGGCGGCUCUCGCUGCCCAUGCUGCGCCUCAUCGCGAUGGAGGUGCAGCAUCGCCUCAUGCAGCUCGACUCUCUCGGCUACCUCGCACCCGCCAUCCGUCGCUUCUUGAUCGACGAGACCAUCCCCGGCGCAAGCCUGACCCUCGUCCCGGAGUUCACCCCGAAGGACUUUGUGCGGCUGCUGGAGAACCCGACGAAGCAAAGCGUCGACUAUUGGAUCCGCAAAGGCGAGCGCAGCGUGUGGCCUGCCGUUGGGGCGCUCAAGGUCCGGUGCGCCAUCGAGGUCGAGCUCGACCGCGGCUAUCAGCGGGUGCGGAGACGCAAGCCGUUUGACCUGCAGAUGCCGGUGGAGGCCAACACGAACGCGAAAAUGAGACGAGGAAGCAACGAGAGGCUGCGGAAGCGAGCCAGAGCCGCUAGUUUCGGCGCUGCUGGGUGA
This is a messenger RNA of Verruconis gallopava, 1734 nucleotides long. RefSeq lists its product as uncharacterized. The transcript has 2 exons. The record is from RefSeq and is a predicted model, not a curated record. Gene Ontology annotation, biological process: lipid metabolic process. NCBI's taxonomy places the organism in Eukaryota, Fungi, Ascomycota, Dothideomycetes, Venturiales, Sympoventuriaceae. Gene Ontology annotation, molecular function: triacylglycerol lipase activity. Bases 1 to 1734 code for a protein of 577 amino acids.